AUGUUAGUACAACCAUUAAAUAACAAUGGCGAUGGUCCAGAUGGUGGAGCAACUGGGGUUGGUGCAUCCAUCCCAUUGGCGAUUGCCGUAUUAGCUGGUUUAAUUUUAUCAGCAUUUGCAAUCGUGGUUAUACUUUCAUUGAUACCUGUAUAUCUUGGAAAGGCUGGUGCCAACUUGGUGACUGAUCAAAACACAGAAAGUGAUAACAUAAUACGAACAUUCGUCACAACUACGAUACUACUCAAUAACCAGAGUGCGACAGUCGUUAACUUUAAUCAAAUAGCUCGACAAAUAGAAGCUGCCUGUCGUUUGCCAGCAGACUCAAUAAGAAUCAUUAAUAUUGUGAUCAUUGGUCCUAUAAGAUAUCCUGGUAGUGGUCGCCGUCGUCGUGGUGUACUUUACAGAAAAAAACGUCAACUACCUAGUUGUGAUCAGUACGGAUUUGCUCGCACAGCUGUGCAAAUCACAAUGCGUAUAGUCUACCCGAGAAGAUGCGGUGUAUCAACAUCUUGCAAACAAAGAUUUACCAAUGCUAUUUUAACUCAUCUUAAUAGAUUUGCUUCAAGUUUUUCAGUGACAUUCAUAUUUGCCGACGGACGCUCCAUUCAACUCGUGUUAUUCGCUUGCAUGGCAACUGGUGCUUUUCCAUUGUCCGAUAUUUCAGGUGCUACAGCUAGCGCUGCAACGACAGCAAGAGCUUCUGUCUGUUCACUUCAAUGGAAUCCAAUAGGCAGGCGUGUAGCAGGUGAUGGUACGUUUGGUGAUGGACUCCAGCAGCUCAACGAUCCUCGUGAUGUAGUUUUGGAUCUAUCUAAUAGACUCGUUAUCGCUGAUAUUGGAAAUAACAGAAUUCAGAGAUGGGUGAUAGGCGGUCCCCAGGGUGAGACAGUCGCUGGUCAAGCAAAUGGAGACGCAGGAGAUGCACAAAAUCAGCUCAGUCGACCUGAAGGUGUCGUUGUCGCCCCAAAUGGUAAUAUCUAUGUGGCAGAUUCAGCUAAUAAUCGCGUUCAACUUUGGCUACCUGGGGCAGCUGCAGGCCAGACAAUUCCCGGACCAGGUAAGAUAGCUUGA
Messenger RNA from Rotaria sordida, 1071 nucleotides. The record is from the annotation of a GenBank genome assembly. Lineage: Eukaryota; Metazoa; Rotifera; Eurotatoria; Philodinida; Philodinidae.